AUGUCUAACCGUUCCUUCAAGAACUUCAUAGAAGACGAACUUGGAACAUUCCCACACUUCUUCAUCUACGCCAUCCUCGAAUGGAUCAUCAUCAUCCUCCUCUUCCUAGACGGCUUCCUCGCCUUCUCCUCUAACCAAUUCUCCAAACUCUUCCACCUCAAAACCCCUUGUCUCCUCUGCACAAGACUCGACCAUGUUCUUGUCCCAACGAACCCUGAUUUCUAUUACAACGACUCCAUCUGCGACUCUCACAAAAAGAACGUCUCUUCUUUAGCUUACUGUCAUGUCCACAAGAAACUCUCGGAGAUCAAAAGAAUGUGUGAAGGAUGUCUCCUCUCUUUCGCAACAGAGAAAGAAACAGAUGUUGACACCUACAAGUCUCUUAUUGGUAUCUUACAUAAGGAUCUUGAGCUUCUUAUCGACGAUGAGCAUCAGAAGGCGUUUCCAGUUACAGGUCCGAAGCUUGAUCAAUACAAAGGUAACAACAGGUUUCAAGAACAGCAGCAACGUUGUUCUUGUUGUGGAGAGUUGUUAAAGAUAAAAACAGAGAAACCGAAUAGUAAUAAUAAUAAUAAUAAUAAUAACAGAUCUUUCUUUGCUGCUCCAAGCCCUUCUCCUAGAGUCUCAUUCAACCAAAGAACUAUGGAUUUUGCAAACUUGCCUGAGGAAGAAGAUGUUGUUAACACCAACAACACACUUGAUAGAACACCGAGUUUUGUAAGAGGAGGGAGCAAUAGAUUCUUUUCUGAUUCAGCUCAGAACAGUCCACGUUGGUCUGUUAGGUCUAUGAAGAAGUCUGUGUUGGAUCAGAAUGGUCCUGACACCGAAGUGUUGGAUGGAGAUUCGAUACUUCAUCAUCUAAACAGGCAGGUUAGGUUGGACAGGAAGUCGUUGAUGGAUUUGUAUAUGGAGUUGGAUGAAGAGAGGAGUGCUUCAGCUGUUGCAGCGAACAAUGCAAUGGCUAUGAUCACUAGGCUUCAAGCGGAGAAAGCUGCGGUUCAGAUGGAGGCGUUGCAGUAUCAGAGAAUGAUGGAUGAGCAAGCGGAGUAUGAUCAGGAAGCGUUGCAGUCUAUGAGUGGUUUGUUGGUUAAGAGAGAAGAGGAUAUGAAAGAACUUGAAGCUGAAAUUGAGGCUUAUAGAUUGAGAUAUGGAAUGUUGAUAGAAGAAGAAGAGCAACAACAACAACAAGACGGCAAAGAAGGAGAAGCAGAAGAGUUUCUUGAUGAAGAAAACCAUGAAACUAAACCGGUUUUGGAUUUGCCAGUUUGUUCUUCAAACCAUGAGCAAGACUUGGAACACAAGAAAGAUUCAGGUGAAGAGACUAAAGCUAACAAUGAGCAAGACUUGGAACACAAGAAAGAUUUAGGUGAAGAGACUAAAGCUAACAAUGAGCAAGACUUGGAACACAAGAAAGAUUCAGGUGAAGAGACUAAGGCCAACAAUGAUGGGACUAUAGAGGAAGUAAAAGAGAAGGGAAGCAGAAAAGAUAUGUUAGUGAAGGAGAUCUCAGAGAUAACAGAGAGACUAAAUGAGAUUGAAUCAAAAGGUGAAUUGUUGCAGCACAUUUCAGAAGUUUUAGAUGUUAGUGAAGGAGAAGCAAUCUUAUUACAGAUAUCUCAGAAUCUCCAUAUGCUUCGUAGUUUCAUUGAAAUGCCAUCAGAAUCAUGA
This is a messenger RNA of Eruca vesicaria subsp. sativa (arugula), 1668 nucleotides long. The record is from the annotation of a GenBank genome assembly. Lineage: Eukaryota; Viridiplantae; Streptophyta; Magnoliopsida; Brassicales; Brassicaceae.